Pseudophryne corroboree (corroboree frog) is the source of this 1267-nucleotide messenger RNA. RefSeq names its product palmitoyl-protein thioesterase 1 (gene PPT1). Gene Ontology annotation, cellular component: lysosome. Bases 91 to 975 code for a protein of 294 amino acids. Gene Ontology annotation, biological process: receptor-mediated endocytosis; protein depalmitoylation. NCBI's taxonomy places the organism in Eukaryota, Metazoa, Chordata, Amphibia, Anura, Myobatrachidae. The transcript is spliced from 9 exons. The record is from RefSeq and is a predicted model, not a curated record. Gene Ontology annotation, molecular function: palmitoyl-(protein) hydrolase activity.
CAACAUCAUGUGACUGAACGCGGAAGUGCCGAAACUUGUGACUUGUGAUUCGAAGUGGGACCAUCAGUGAGGCUGCGGCACAGGUGUAACAUGAAGGGGAUCAGCUUGGUUGUGUCCGCAGUGCUUCUGCUGGGUGUGUGCGGGGACCCGCUGCCGCUAGUCAUAUGGCAUGGAAUGGGUGACUCCUGCUGUAAUCCCCUCAGUAUGGGGGGCAUUAAGAAAAUGGUGGAGCAGCAAAUUCCUGGAAUUUAUGUGCUGUCUCUGAAGAUUGGGAAAACGGUCAUUGAGGACAUGGAGAACAGCUUUUUCCUCAAUGUGAAUAAACAAGUGGAUCUGGUUUGUGAGCAGCUAGCAAAGGAUCCCAAUCUGCAGCAGGGCUACAAUGGCAUGGGCUUCUCCCAGGGUGGACAGUUCCUGAGAGCUGUGGCACAGAAAUGUCCCUCACCACCCAUGAAGAAUCUCAUCUCAAUUGGAGGGCAACACCAAGGUGUAUAUGGCUUCCCUCGGUGUCCUGGAGAAAGCCUGAUGAUUUGUGACUGGAUUAGAAAGACUUUGAAUGCUGAAGCUUAUACUAAAGCUGUGCAGGAACGCUUGGUGCAGGCAGAGUACUGGCAUGACCCACUCAAUGAAGAACAAUACAGAAAUGGCAGCAUUUUCCUGGCAGACCUCAACCAGGAGCUGGAUGUAAAUGAGACAUAUAAGCGCAAUCUUCAAGCUCUGGAUAAAUUUGUUAUGGUAAAAUUCCUGAAAGACUCAAUGGUGGAUCCAGCUGAAUCGGAGUGGUUUGGUUUCUACCAAACUGGACAAAGUAAAGAGACCAUCCCACUACAAGAGAGCUCCCUGUAUAUAGAGGAUCGUUUGGGUUUGAAAGAAAUGGACAAGUCUGGAAAGUUGGUGUUCUUGGCUGCAGAUGGUGACCAUCUGCAAUUUUCAGAGCAGUGGUUCAUUGAGCACAUACUACCCUUCCUCCACUAACAAUCCUAUCUGGGGCUAGUUUAUAUGUGGAACCCCCACCCCCAUCCCCCCUGAAUUGCACUGAUACAUGCUAUGGCUUCAACUGCUAGAAACAGUGACUGACCUAACAGCUGAAAACAAUAUACUAUUUGUACUGUACGCUGCAUACCUGAACAGAUUCUCCAUGUCAUUCUUUCAACCUGUGUUCAUGUGUGGAAAUACUCAUUAAUUGACUAUCUAAAAUGGCCAUGUGAAUUAUAGUCUGGAACCCAAUAGUAAGAGAAAGAAAUUAAAGUGACUUGUUUUCAUAAAA